AGAAGUGAAUAUGCUAUCACAUUAGCCAGUUGAGGGGUUGAUUUAGUAAUAGCGGCCGUACACACAGAACGUUCUUCUUCUUUUUUUCGAAAAAAAUUCUACACCACGACCAAAUACCAGUUGCGACCGAAAAAAUAUUAUCAUCUUGUGCACGGACACCAACAGUUCAGUUUUUCGAAUGGUGAGGAAAAAGUGCGCUCGGGGUUCAUCACACAGAGAGCGAUAAGCGAUUUAACAUCGCAACACACAACCAAUUCGAAAUUAAGUUCGCUUUUAGUGGCAUCAUUUUUAUUUAUCACAUUUGAUGUCAUAACGUUACCGGCUACAGCACCGACAAGACGCACAUACCAAACACUCGCUCAACACAACAUUUCUAAAAACCGAACUUUAUUCACGAUUUGAUCUGAUUAAGAAAUUCUAAGGCAAAUAUUUUCAACACUUUUUUUCCCGUCUUAUCAUCCGGGACUCUGUUGAAUUUCGAGAACUUUGGAAUGAAAAAUUAUUCAACGCUUCACUUAAAUUUGUGUGAAAUAAACGAGUUUAUUUCCAAAUUCAGUGACUUUUAAAAAGAAUAUUUUCCAACAUUUUUCGGUGAAAAGAUAAAUAAUGGAUUUUUCGUGUAUUUUUUUUUCUUCAAAUUCAAGUGAAAACAAAGAAAAAUGAAAAAUUUCUACAAAAUUAGUUUUUGAAUAAAAUGAUAAAAUUCUUAAAACAUUAACAAUUGUUUUAACACAAGUGAUACGAAUGCCAUUUUGUCCAAUCUGACAUUUUCAAUUGAGUUCAAUCAAAUGAAUGUGUGAAUGUUAAAGAAAAAUGUUAACUGCCGACGGCUUGUGAUCGCGCCGUAAUUUGCAUACACUAAAUUUUAACUCUAGAAUUGAACAAAUAACAACCAACUUUCAUAGGUUUUUGUUGCGUUGAAAAAAACUGUAAAAGACAUCUACAAAAAAAAUUAAAAAUUAGUUUAGUGCAAAGUUGAAAUGAACUUGGAAUCAAUGCCGCGCCCAGAAACGAUACAUGUCACAGCUCCGGCUGCUUUGAGUCGCCCAAUGUUGAAUUCGCAAACAUUACCACAAAGAUCACCGUUUGCGAUUCAAGAAUUGCUUGGCCUGAGCGAAUCAUCUCGUUCAACCAAUUCAAAUAACAACAACACAAAUAGUUCAAACGGCGGCUCCAAUAAUAAUAACAGUGCAAAUGGUGCUGUUUCAGCGGUCACACCGUCACUUUAUUCAAAUGUUGGCCAAACUCCAUUCGGUGGCAGUGAUCAUCAUCAAAUGAUGGCUGCAUCACGAAUGGCAUAUUUCAAUGCUCAUGCUGCCGUUGCGGCGGCAUUUUUGCCACACAACAUUCCUGGAGCUGGAUCACAUCUUGGCUUCCAUUCACAAGCAUCGGGUCACAGUCCGUUAGAUGGUAAAGAUUUCACCGUGGAUGGCAUCAAUGGAUUCGGUGGCAAAAAGAAAAAGAAGAAGAGACGUCACAGUCGCACCAUAUUCACUAGCUAUCAAUUGGAUGAAUUAGAAAAAGCGUUUAAAGAUGCCCAUUAUCCUGAUGUCUAUGCCAGAGAAAUGCUAUCGCUCAAAACUGAUUUGCCCGAGGAUAGAAUACAAGUAUGGUUUCAAAAUCGGCGUGCUAAGUGGCGUAAAACCGAAAAAUGCUGGGGUCGAAGCACGAUUAUGGCCGAGUAUGGCUUGUACGGUGCAAUGGUUCGACAUUCUUUGCCGCUGCCUGACACCAUAUUGAAGUCAGCCAAAGAAAGUGGAGACGGAGUCGUAGCGCCCUGGCUUUUAGGCAUGCAUCGUAAAUCAUUGGAAGCCGCUGAAACAUUGAAGGAUGACAGUGGCGGCAGUGAUAGAGAUGAUGAACAGUCGAAAACGAGUGACAUUUCGAGCACUGGAAAUCCAUCGACCAAAUCAACACCAAAUUCAAAAUCGAAAAAAUCGUAUGCAUCGGAUGAACUUAUAUCGCCGUCAACACCGGCCACAUCGAAUUCAGACGGUGUAAAUCACAAUUCGAUAACGCCAACAUCCACAUCGAGCGCAUCAAUGUCGCAGGUAGCAUCGUCGCCGAGUACAACGCCAUCAGCGAGCACCCAACAUACACCGUUACCUGUUCAUCAUCUCAUCGAAUCAAAAUCAAUGCUUGCCAGUCCAACGCAUCCGAAUUUCCAUCAUGACAACGACACUGAAGCGUUUAGGUGGGUAGGAGACCCCAUUUCGUUUAUACGAAAUAAUUCAAUUGCAUGCUUAAGAGCCAAGGCACAGGAGCACCAAGCUCGUUUACUUAAUAGCGGUCUUUUGCUCCAAGUACGGUCAUUGGCUGGAUUACAAAAUCCAUUGAGUCAUUCACCGCCGCAUUCAUGUGAUAGCAAUGCAAAUACGUUGCAUGGCACCUCUGGCCAACAAUCUUCACCACAUUCUCCGCAUGAUUCGCCAAGUGCAGCAGCGUCAGCAAAUUCCAUUGAAUCGCGCACAUUUCAUCAUCUUUCACAUCACCAUUCGCCGGCCAAUCUCAGUCCAGCUGCCACCGUUAAAAACGAACACAGCGCCGGCAUUAACAUGGCAUUUUGAUAUUCACAACCACCAUCGAUUGAAACACGCAUCGAUCGAAACCAGUUGCCCAACGUUCUCUUAAAUUAGAUUUUUUUUUUCUGCUGCUCUUUCGCUCUCGCUCUUUUCAUCAAAAAUGAUGCAAACUCGACUUUUCAUUUUCAAAGGCUUUAAUUAUAAGCAUAUAUUUUGCAUUUUGCGCUUGAUUCUGACACUCUAUUUAGUUUUUUCAUCGAACAUUUGGAUCUCAGUGCUGUACAAUGUUAAUGAAACACAACAAAAACAAAUUAAUACGAUUUUCAAAAGAAAAUCGUUUAUUAUGGGCAAACACACAGUUAUUAUUCAAUAUUGUAACCGUUUAUUUUUAAAUUGAUCUCUCGUGGCGUGUACGGCAAUUUAAUUUUAACGAAAACUAUUGACACUGUAGAAACAAUGAGCAAAUUUACAAACGAUUUUCAGCCCAGUGAGACGAAAAUUGCAUAAGUUUAAGUUCAACAAAGCCUGAAUUUCACGUUACAAUGAGCAUCGAAAUAGAGAGAAAAGCGACAAGCAACGGAAUGCAUACAAAGAGCAUUCGGAUUAGUAGUAAACGAAAAAAUAUUUGAAAAAUGCUAGCAUUUUAAGAAAUUAAAUGUGAGGAUGUGCAAUAUGAACGAUGUACUCACUUUUCUCUCCUUAGUUUUUGUUUUCCUUUCUAAAAAAAAAACAAAAUAAAUUCGUCGAAUCGCUCUCUAACAUAUGGAAUUCACUUUAAUAUAAAGUCAUUUGCACACAAUCCGUGGAAUGACCAGUCAAAAAUGCUAGAAAUUAAUCACAUUAGAAAAUCGGCAGUAGUAUUUAAGCAACAGAAUUUUAAAAUUACAAUAUUACAAUUCGUACAAUAUAUAAACAGAUGAACAUUUAAAGAAAUGAAGAUGGAAACACAGAGAAGAAGAAUUCAACAAUCACGUUUGAAGUGAAUAGAUUUAAUAUGAAUGUUGUAAAUAGCAUAUUUAAGAGAUGGUGCGCACACAAAAUGCAUGACAUAGAUGAAUAUAACAAGAACAUCAACUGCAGAAACCGUUUAUUAGUGAGUUGCCUAGAAAAUUCCAGAAGCAUUACCAGCAACCGGUGCAUAAAGUGCAAAUAAUAAGAACACACUGAAUUUCGCACGAUUUAAUCAGUUUUCGUCAGAAAAAAAUUGUUCAAUCAUGACUAUCUAAAAAAAAUUCCAGCACCAGAGAGGGAAAAAAACCCAACAAACUCUUUACUAAAGAGUCUUUAGGCUAAUUGCUGAGCAUUGCACACAGCAUUUUACGUGUACAAUAUUAAUAAUCUUGUAAAUUUAAGCAAAAAGAUGAAGGAAAAAACCACACACAAAUUUACUGAAUUAAGAACUCUAUGUAGCAAAAUGUGGAGAGAUACAACUCAUAACCAUAAAUUUUAGCGGCGGCAAAUUAAGAUGUAAAAUGUAACAACAAACACAAAAAUCUGUAAAAUUAUUUUAAAAAUAAACUAAUUUAAAACAAAGUAAA
Molecule: messenger RNA, 4060 nt
Organism: Sitodiplosis mosellana (orange wheat blossom midge)
Lineage: Eukaryota; Metazoa; Arthropoda; Insecta; Diptera; Cecidomyiidae
Product: visual system homeobox 2-like
Exons: 6
Coding region: 981-2567 (528 amino acids)
Biological process (GO): regulation of transcription by RNA polymerase II
Cellular component (GO): nucleus
Molecular function (GO): sequence-specific double-stranded DNA binding; DNA-binding transcription factor activity, RNA polymerase II-specific
Source: RefSeq, a predicted model, not a curated record